Messenger RNA from Caenorhabditis bovis, 519 nucleotides. The record is from the annotation of a GenBank genome assembly. Lineage: Eukaryota; Metazoa; Nematoda; Chromadorea; Rhabditida; Rhabditidae.
AUGGGACGUGCGUCGACUUUCGCUUUUUCUCCAGGACGACAAAGAAUUCGCGUGAUGCUCUCGACGGCGUUGCUCUUCAUCUCGGCGAUCGGCAUGUCGCAAGCUUGCAUGUCUACCUCAGUCAUUACUACCACGGCGCCAGUCUGCUGUAAAAUGCUUUCGCAAGAGACACUUGCCCGAAGAACCCCGUCUAAUUCGGCCUAUGAGCAGUGCUCGAUUCUUCGACGAGUGUCUUCAUCGUGCCCUGAAGACGGAAUCGUCGUCUGCGAUGCUGCCGAUGAUACCAACCCAAGGUCAAUCCAUAUUGAGUUCUUCAAUAAUGACAACGUCGUGCGAACCGCCACCAAAGAUGGAAAUCCAGUCACGACGCUCACCGCCAAAGUCGUUUGCAUCAAUGGCGAAUGGCGAGUACCUUUAUCGACUAACUCUGAGACCACCGAACGAAUCACGUCCGUCUCAUGCUCUCAGACUGGUUCACAAGGCGCUGACAAAGGCUAUAUAAUGAAUACCGCCAUCUAA